ACACACAAGAAUAACAUUUGUCAUUAAUCCUGGCACAACACUCUAAGUUCAUGGAAAGUUGCCAUUACCUACAGUAACUUGUCAUGUAUCCUACAAAGCCACUUUACUGCGCUGCUUGUGGGGUAACGGUUGCGUAGCUGACCAGAGGGGCUAGUUUCUAGCUAGUCAGCCCUUGCUAAUGCCAGCCCAGCUCUCAUGUGUAAAUAAACCGCAGGACAAGUAGCGGAAAUCUUAUUUUGGCUGUUGUGUAUAACUGUCUACACGGCGCCGCGGGUUCAUUAUUUCAACGCAUUAUUACCUGUCGAUGUUAUGGUGAACAGUUUUGAGGUAGUCAGUGUCCCGCUGUGGUUAACGUCAUUUUAAAUGUUAUUAUUCAUUCGGUUAUCAGAUAUCGUAGUGUUCAACUCAGAUGUAACAGUAUUGCACAUGUAUGAUGCACGUGGACCCGCUUCUAAAUCCAGACCUUCAGCUAACGGUUAACAUGUGCAGUUCAGAGAUGCCAAGGUGGAGGAACAUGUGAAGAUGUACCAAAAGGUGGCGAAAACAUGGUGCAUUCGACUGGUCCCACUCGUGUUGCUACUCGUCUCCUACUACUGUUUCACCUUCUACAUCCAGAGCAAUGGAGGAGCCAUGAAACCUCCAGUUCCCACCAAGUCCUUAUGUGAGGAGUGGAUGGUGCAGGCGAAGAGAUGGGAUGACUUAAACUUCACCAUCGCCCGGAAGACCGACCUAUUUUUACAACUGGAGGAUUUCUUCUGGCGUCAGCAUCUGUCCACGUUCGCAUUGCCUUAUGGAAUUAAAGGCAGCGAAUCACUUUUAUUAAAAAUUUUGGCAGUAACUGCCAACUGCAAAAUGCCUGCCAGCAUUGACAAUCUGAGCUGUAGGACCUGUGUUGUCAUUGGAAAUGGAUACACAAUCAAAAAUACCUCCCUUGGAGCUGCCAUCAACAAAUAUGAUGUCGUUAUAAGACUGAACGACGCCCCUGUGCAAGGCUACGAGCAGGACGUGGGCAACAAGACGACGCUGCGUCUCUUCUACCCGGAGUCGGCCUUCUACAACCCCGGCCUGCACAACAACCCAGACACGCUGCAGGUGCUGGUGCCCUUUAAGCAGCAGGACCUGCGCUGGCUGAAGGAGAUCCUGUACGAUGAGAAGAGGGUGAGGAAAGGCUUCUGGAAGCCUCCUCCACAGAUCUGGUUGGGUAAGACCAGUCAGAUCCGUGUGCUGGACCCCCACUUUCUGCACCACACCGCCAGCAAACUGCUCCAGAUCCCUCUGCAUCCAAAGGGCAGAGAGAAACCCGUCCACCCAACCACUGGGAUCCUGGCUGUGUUCAUAGCCCUGAACUACUGCGACGUGGUGCACAUAGCUGGCUUUGGAUAUCCUGAGGCCAGGAACCAGAAACAGCCAAUUCACUAUUUUGGGGCCAACACUAUGAAAUCCAUGAAGGAUUCAUACCAUGACCUCGACCAUGAGGCACAAACCUUGAGGAGACUGGAGGAAGCAGGGGCCAUACGAUAUCUUCAUCCUCAUUCCUGACACAUAUUUACACACACACACACACACACACACACACACACACACACACACACACACACACACACACACACACACACACACACAAUGUAUGUAUGAAUGUGAGAAUACAAACACACAAACACACUCUACUCAACUACUCACAUGCACACUUUUCCCAUAAACACAAAAAUACAUCCACACACUCACACAACUAACGAAUGCUGAAACCCUUCAUUCCUCUCUUUCUGUUUCUUGUCUUCUUCCCUCUGAUCUCUCUUUCGCUCUCUUUCUCCCUCUAUCAUUCCCUCUACAUCUACAGAUGUGAAAUAUUUUUUACUAGUGCACACAUGGACUCAUGAAUGUCUCCAUCCACUAAUGAAAACAACCGUGAAUGUACAUGUACAUACUAUAAACGUAAACACACAAACACACUCACUCAAACAAGCUACAUCUGUGAAUACAUGCUCUGUGUGUCUCUGUAUUUGUACUUCUAUACAAAUUUGCAAGUGCAAAAAAAAAAAUUCAGCGGUAUGCUGGACAUCUCUUUCUGUCUCAUUCUUAAAGACAGACUUUUAGAUGGACUUUUAAUGAUAAUAAUUUGUAAUUUAAUGUUUUUUUAUUUUUUAGAUUUGAUUUCCUCUCAACUUUUACCACUGGAUAUUUUAUUCUAUGAAUUGUUUAAAUUUAUAUUAAAAUUGAAUCAAAGUUUGAAA
This is a messenger RNA of Engraulis encrasicolus (European anchovy), 2231 nucleotides long. RefSeq names its product ST3 beta-galactoside alpha-2,3-sialyltransferase 4 (gene st3gal4). NCBI's taxonomy places the organism in Eukaryota, Metazoa, Chordata, Actinopteri, Clupeiformes, Engraulidae. Bases 523 to 1539 code for a protein of 338 amino acids. Gene Ontology annotation, molecular function: sialyltransferase activity. The transcript is spliced from 11 exons. The record is from RefSeq and is a predicted model, not a curated record. Gene Ontology annotation, biological process: glycolipid biosynthetic process.